Messenger RNA from Fonsecaea nubica, 2640 nucleotides. RefSeq lists its product as hypothetical. The record is from RefSeq and is a predicted model, not a curated record. The transcript is spliced from 6 exons. Bases 1 to 2640 code for a protein of 879 amino acids. NCBI's taxonomy places the organism in Eukaryota, Fungi, Ascomycota, Eurotiomycetes, Chaetothyriales, Herpotrichiellaceae.
AUGGCAGCCCUCGAACAACCAUUGUCCUUCUUCGACGCCUUCGACCUGUUGGCGGACGCCAUACCAGAUGCAACGCCGGAGACGUUGCAAUAUCUCCUCGCCGAAAACCAAGGCGAAUGGACCAAGCCUUGGUUGAAUGAGCUGGCCGAACAGCUCAACCGGCGGUUUGAAAGAGUGAGGAGGAGACAAGAGCGGAGGGCCCCGAAGCGGCCAAGACACGGCGCCGAAGAGGAGGACGCCGAAGAGACGGACGCCGAAGUGGAGGAAAGGCCUGCGAAGAACGUAAGGCGGCGACAGCGGGAAGAGGUCGUACUGGAAGACGACGACGAAGUCUCUCCCCCGCCCGAGGACGCCCACGUCAACAUUGACGACGCUGUGGCGGCAGACGAUGUUCCUGCGGGUGAUGUCGCGGCAGAGGCCGCUCCAGACAACGACCCAGAAGACCCAGAAGGGGCAGAAGACAGAGUGAUCAAGCACUAUCAAGGCCAAAGCCUCCUUGAGAAGCGCAGCCAAUAUCAGCAAAAAAGAGAUGGCAAGGCUCUGCAGAAAGCUUUCAAGGAAAUAUACGACAUCACGCCCAUGAGGAUCGGCAAAUCAAUGACAGGAAAGACAAUUUUUGAAGUCUUCGUCGAGCUGUACGAAUGGGCCGAAGAUGAUGCAAAGCGAUCGUUGCUCCCCAAACUGCGAGCAAGUCACGAUGCCGACAAGGCUCUGACGAUAGGUCCAAGGGUCCAAGACGAGAUUGACGCUGUCAAGAGGUACCUUCUGAAGAUUUAUGACGACGAAGCCCAAAGUGUUCAAGGUAUGUGGAAUCAGUUGAUACAGCAGACGGGCCAGAAGAAGAGAGAGACCCAUACGGCCGAGAAGAAGGAGAAGAAGAAGAAGAAGAAGAAGCGAGAGACCCAUAUGGCCAAGAAGAACCAGAAGAAGAAGCGAGAGACCCAUACGGCCAAGAAGAAGAAGAAGAAGCGAGAGAUCCAUACGGCCAUGAAGAAGAAGAAGAAGAAGCCAGAGAAGCAGACGCCCCUGACCAACCAGCCCAGGAAGGCCCCAUCUUUUCAUGGGGCACGAGUCAAAUGCGGGGGUUUUCAGUGUCCUGAGGUAUUUUCGGCGGAACAGUUCGGCUUUCUCAACCAAAGAACGCUCGACGGCAAGGAUAACCCGGCGUACGAUCCCGAGGCCUAUGAGAGAUUGGCGGAUAACGACGUCGGGGCGGUCGAGGGCCUCGAAGCCUGCCCUUUUUGCCCAUAUCUCGCCGACUACACACAGCUUCCGGACCAGGACGCUCAUCCGAUAUUCUACUGUGAGAAUCCAGAGUGUUCGAAGAUCAGCUGCCGAAAGUGUCGCAAGUUGUGGCAUGAGGACCAGACGUGUGACGAGGCCCAGAGGAUGACGUUGGAUCCGGACAGGCAGAAGCAGGCGGAACAGCUGAAGAAGAUGCUGGACGACGCCAUGUCGGCCGCCGUGAUUCGGACUUGCAAUGAAUGCGGUAUUCCCCUGGAGCUUCAGGAUGGGUGCAACAAGGUCGUUUGCACCAAUAACAGAUGCUUCAACUAUCAAUGCUACUAUUGUGGCGAGACCAUCAUCCCGCGUGACUAUCAAGCAGAACUGCGGGUGACAGACUAUCGACGGUGGUCAGGACUGGUUCUUCCCAUUGCCUAUGGGCAUUUCGCUCCGGUCGACGAGUCGGGGGUCUUUCCCAUUCGAGGGAAAUGCCCCAAGUAUAGCAACGUGGGACAACUUCACUGCUUCAACCGGGCCCUGGCCAUCACGAAAAAGAAGUUUGAGAUCAAUCGGCUUCCCAACGUCUUCAAAGAUGAGCUACUGAAGAUCCUCGCUGAACUCUGGGAUGCGGAAGAAAUUACAUGGACGAGCGAAAUGAGGGACGCGGGGAAAAUUGGCCAUCCUGCUCCGUGGCAGCAACCAGUGGCCUGGUUGGCGGCCCUUGGUCAACCCGCACCCCCCCGACAACCCGCACAGCCGCCACCCGGCAACGACAGGGGCGGGGAAGACAGAAGGGGGCAAGGCGGAGGCGGACAGCGGCAACUACCGCGCGUGGAGCCCAACCAGGCACGGAUACAUCAGCAGCAACUGCAGCAACUGCAGCACCUGCAGCGCCAGCAGCGCCAGCAGGAGCACUUCCAGCGCCAGCAGGAGCAACAGCAGCGCCAGCAGGAGCACUUCCAGCGCCAGCAGGAGCAACAGCAGCGCCAGCAGGAGCACUUCCAGCGCCAGCAGGAGCACCACCAGCGCCAGCAGCAGCUCCGGCAGCACCAGCAGCGCCGAAACACUCUCCCACCGCUGCCUCCGAAUAGCGAACAGCAAAUUGCUGCUGCGCGGGAUGACAUGCUACGGCGAUUCUACCAGAAUCCUGUCGACCAAUUGCCUGCGCAGCUCCCGCCGUUGCAAAGGCCCCAGAAUGACAACGACAAUAUGGGGGAUGCCAAUGAGUGGGAUGGUUUCUGGCGUCCACAACAGCUGCUCCGGCCAUUCUUACAGCAGCCGGCGCCCGUGGCAAAUCGGUUGCAAAACCAGAUGCGCGCACCCGCCCCCGCCCGCGCCAACGCGCGCGCCAACGCGGAUCCGGGUGACGACCCGGAUCUGCCUCUUAUAGAGGCUUUUGACGACUUCAUUGCGUAA